Messenger RNA from Sphaeroforma arctica JP610, 1769 nucleotides. Its product is annotated as inositol-3-phosphate synthase. The record is from RefSeq and is a predicted model, not a curated record. NCBI's taxonomy places the organism in Eukaryota, Ichthyosporea, Ichthyophonida. The transcript has a single exon. Gene Ontology annotation, cellular component: cytoplasm. Bases 44 to 1636 code for a protein of 530 amino acids. Gene Ontology annotation, biological process: inositol biosynthetic process; phospholipid biosynthetic process. Gene Ontology annotation, molecular function: inositol-3-phosphate synthase activity.
ACUUCAACUCUUUGUGUGGUGUGCCGAUAGUAUCUAUUACAGUAUGAGCAGACGAUUCUCCACAGAGAAGGGUAUGGAUGUCCCUAACAUCGAGGUGGACAGUGAGAAUGUGGAGUACACAGAGGAGCACAUUACGGCUAAGUACCUGUACACUAAAAACCAGGUCAAAGUCGAGGAAAACACUGUCAAGGUCACCCCUGGCUUCCACAAAUACACGUUCCAGACGGAGCGUAAGGUUGGUAAGACCGGAGUUAUGCUUAUCGGUCUCGGUGGUAACAAUGGUUCCACUAUAACUGCAGCUAUCCUAGCCAACAAACACAAUGUCUGUUGGAACGGACGUACUGGAAAGCUCGAGCCCAACUACUUCGGAUCACUCACACAGGCGUCUACCAUCCGUCUCGGUAGCACAAACGACGGAGAAGAGAUACAUGUGCCAUUCAACUCGCUUCUACCCAUGGCCCAUCCCAAUGAUUUCGUGGUCGGUGGAUGGGAUAUCAACGGCGCUAAUCUUGCUGAUGCGACCGACCGUGCUGCUGUACUGGACUAUGACUUGCGUCAGAAGUUGCGCCCUGAGUUAGAGAAGAUCACACCUAUGCCCUCCAUUUACUACCCCGACUUCAUCGCCGCCAACCAGGCUGAUCGUGCUGAUAAUGUGCUUUCAACAGGCUCUAAACAGAAGGAUUUGGAGAAGAUUAGAUCCGACAUCAAGGAGUUCAAGUCGAAGCACGAUUUGGACACUGUUGUUGUGUUGUGGACAGCCAACACUGAGCGUUUCACAGAUGUGGAGCCUGGACUGAACAUGACCGCUGACGAGAUCCUAAACUCUGUAAAGGAGAACAAGGACGAGGUAUCUCCCAGUAAUAUCUUUGCAAUUGCCUCCAUCCUGGAAGGUUGCCCGUACAUUAAUGGAUCUCCCCAGAACACUCUGGUUCCUGGAGUUAUUGAGCUAUCCGAGAAGCACAAUGUGUUCAUCGGUGGCGAUGAUUUCAAGUCAGGUCAAACCAAGAUGAAGUCUGUGCUGAUGGACUUCCUGGUGUCUGCUGGUAUCAAGGUCGAGGCUAUUGCUUCCUACAAUCACUUGGGUAACAAUGACGGUAAGAACCUCGACGCCCCAGCGCAGUUCCGAUCUAAAGAGAUCUCCAAGUCGAAUGUGGUGGACGAUAUGGUGGCCAUGAACAGCAUCUUGUACAAGGAAGGAGAACACCCUGAUCACGUGGUUGUUAUCAAGUAUAUCCCCACUGUAGGUGACUCCAAGCGCGCUCUAGACGAGUACACUUCGCGUAUCUUCAUGAACGGUAUGAACACUAUCGUCAUGCACAACACGUGUGAGGAUUCUCUUCUGGCCACUCCACUGAUCAUUGAUCUAGUAUGUAUGACUGAGCUUAUGACCAGAAUCAAGUACAAGACUUCAGACUCACCAGACUGGCAGAGUUUCAAGCCUGUGCUGAGUGUUCUGUCGUACAUGCUCAAGGCACCUCUAGUACCCAAGGGUACUCCAGUAGUCAAUGCACUCAUGAAACAGCAACGUUGUGCCACAAAUAUUCUUAUGGCGUGUAUUGGUCUCAACCCCGAUCACGAUAUGUUGCUUGAGCACAAGACUAACCUUCCUGGUACCGUCAGCCGAGAGGAGCUGUAAACAAUUUAAUGAAUCGACGAACUUGGAACGUUUCUGGUGAUAAUCGAGUUGAACUUGUGUAUAUAGAGAAAUCAAUCUAGUCAAUAAAAUUGUAUAGCAUCUUUCGGGCAGACGGGCCCUUGCUUUGAGUGAU